Molecule: messenger RNA, 759 nt
Organism: Acanthisitta chloris (rifleman)
Lineage: Eukaryota; Metazoa; Chordata; Aves; Passeriformes; Acanthisittidae
Gene: NODAL
Product: nodal growth differentiation factor
Exons: 3
Biological process (GO): BMP signaling pathway; SMAD protein signal transduction
Cellular component (GO): extracellular region
Molecular function (GO): cytokine activity; type I activin receptor binding; growth factor activity
Source: RefSeq, a predicted model, not a curated record
GUCCGCCUGCCUGGCCUCUCCCGCGCCCACAACAUCUCCCUGGACAUCUACCACAGCCAGCGGCACAGGUGCCGAGGUGAUGGGACCUGUGCCCACCAGCUCUUCCUGGGCACCGUGGCUGGCAGCCCCUCUGCCACCCAGGCCUCCUGGAAAGUCUUUGAGAUCACCAACCUGCUCCGGUCCUGGCUCCACCAAGCCAUGGUCCCAGGCCACAGGGAGCCAGCCCUGCCCCAGGACGUGGCAGACAGAGUUCUGCUGCUCGUCUUCUCCAAGGACAAGUCUCCAGGAGACCACAGCCUCAUCAGGACAGCAGAGAACUCCAAGUAUAUCAUGCGGGACAGCGGCUCCCAGGGCACAGGGACCCGCCGGCACCGUAGGAACAGGACAGAGAAGCAAAGGAUCAAAGCGAGUGACGCUGUUGCCGCUGUCCCAUGGGAGAAGGGCAGGGCCCUGUGCAGGCGGGUGGACAUGGUGGUGGACUUUGAGCAGACAGGCUGGGGCAGCUGGAUCGUCUACCCCAAGAAGUACAACGCCUACCGCUGCGAAGGGCUGUGCCCGUCGCCUGUGGACGAGACCUUCCAGCCCACCAACCACGCAUACAUACAGAGUUUGCUGCAGCUCUACAAGCCCAACAAGGUGCCGUGUCCUGCCUGCUCUCCAGUGAGCAUGAGUCCCCUCUCCAUGCUCUACUACGAGAAGGGUGAGAUUGUCGUCCGCCACCACGAGGACAUGAUCAUCGAGGAGUGUGGCUGCAACUGA